AUGACAAACUUUCGUAUUGUGGAGUUGAUCGGGGACAAAUUUCACGUGAACAAACAUCUCAUUAAUAGUAUAUUGACCAAGAUCAAUGAGAAACAAUGCGAUGAAAUAGCCAUCAUAUCGGUGGUGGGCCCACACUUCGAGGGCAACACCUUUGCUAUAAAUCUUAUACUAAACUGCCUGGAAAGAGGUGACCAAGCAAAUGGUCAAGCUAAAAAUCCAGGCAUUGAAAUGUGGGACAAACCCUUUAUUAAGGAACAGGAUGGCAAAAAAGUGGCAAUCCUGUUGGUUAACUUACAAAAUUACCAGUAUCAGUUUGAGGACCUCAUAAAGAAUACAUCAUUGAUGCAAAUGUUCCGUCAACCCGAUAGUUGGACUAAAAUAUCGCUAAAUGCUCAGGCUAUUUCCGAUGACAAUGCUCAAACGGAUGAUGAAAAGACUAAAUUAAUUGAAACUAACCUGGAUUACACAGCUACCGAUCAUGAUAAUAGUUUUGGCAUGUUAUCCGAGUUUAAUAAAGAAACGGAUGUAUCUGAUCAAGAUCAAAUAGAUACUAACACGCUUUCUGGUCAAAUAACUAAUAAUACACCUGAGCCAAAUAAACCGGUGCCUAAUGGGCACCAAUCAGACCCUAGCCAAAAAGCACCGGACGAUUCAGAUCUCACCCUAAAAGCACCGGACAAUAAAGUCGCUGAAAGUCCACAAAACAAUCAAAUAAGUGAUGAAGACAGUGAGACGGGAGCCGAGCCUACAGAUAUAUACACCAAAGAGGAACUGGAUGAAUAUCUGGCCACUUUGAUAACAAAAUAUAAGCAAGGUGUUUUUGAUAUUAUAGAUAAAACAGAGUCCGAUAUAACUAAGGCUUUAGAUAUGGGACACAAAUCUGUGAAAACUAAAGUUAUGGAUGAGUUUAAUACAGUCCUCAAGGAGGGGAACGACACCAAACUGGUCCAGGAGUGUAGGCAAUCGCUGGACAGGGAUAUGGAUUUGGAAAAAACAAAUUUUGAGGCAAUUUGCGAUAAACGAGUCAAUAUUGGCGACCAAUUGAUGGCUGAAUUGGGCGAUAAAUACUCGGAUUUGUUUCGACAGGAAAUUGACCAAAUAAUGGCCGACAAGACCUUCAAAUACAUGGAGUUCAGGAAAAUAUGCGCCGAUUUUGAGGCCAAUUGUGGACAGUUGUGUCAACGGGACGAGUAUCUCAUAAAUGAUGAACAUUUGUAUAGCUAUUUACUUGAAAAGUCUGCAAUUUUGGACUCAUUUCAAGGGGACUACUAUUUGGUUAAAAAAUACGACGAGUUAACCAAACAUAAUAUAAAACUGUACAAGGACAACAUUUUGGAGAUCAAUGAUAAAAACAUUAAAAUAGUUCUAAAAUGCACGGAAACCGCACACAACCUUUAUACAACAGAAAUGUCCAAGCUACUGAGAUCUGGCACAUUUACUGGUGAAAUAUUACUGCAAAAACAUAACGCUAUGUACGACACGGUUUGGACGGGCAUUACCCGCAAAAUAUCGCUGACAACGUUCAAACCUAAUGUAAUCCUAAAGUGCCAGGCUGAUGUCAAAAAUAAGCUUGCACAACUAUACGUAGACUAUUCCCGGGUAAAUAGCGACAAUCAUAAAUUCAUCAAGAAUACAAUGAAUGAGAUAACACUAAAACUAUAUAAAGAGUAUUGCGUCCGGUUUAGGGAUAAAUUAGCUAAAUGUAUGCACCUCACAGAUGACCAAUUUGAGCAAGCACAUGAAAACGUACUAGGUCAGUUAUGGCCUGUCCAAGAACAGUUGAUCAAAAACUCAUUUACUGAACAAAACAAAGGUUUUGACGAUAAAUAUGUAUCGGAAAUGGUGGACAAGAAUAGGCUGUAUAUUACGGAUAAUAUAGUUUGUCGUAAACAGAAAUACAAACACAUUAAUAAUGACAAAAAAGACAAAUCCCAUUCACUUGUCGUGCAAUUUAACGACAAACCUACCGGUGCCUAUUUUAACAGGCAAAAAGGUGGUGCCGAAAACGUUCCUGAUCCAUUCGGAGAUAGCGCUGUUAAUUGCAUAGCGUUUAAUGGAAAUCGUAUACUCUAUGGUUGUAAUGCCGAGCUAUACCUAAAUGGGAAUGCCUAUGACAUCAAAGAUAUAAUGGGACGGGAUGUUAGUACUAAUGAAGAUCUCACGAAAUAUCGAUUAAAUGUUGUUCAGAAAAAUCCCGUAAAAGUAAGGCUCGUAUUCACGGACACGACUCAAGCGAGUGUCGACUUAAAUGUCGAAUCGUUAUUUGCUUUACAAGUAUUGGACAUGAAAUCCAGGGCUGAGACCGAGUUUAAAAACUAUAUGCAAAACGUGUUAUUCAUUGUUCCAACGAGUUAUACCAUACGACAGAUACAGGCCGUAAAGGACUCGGCUAAAAUAGCGGGAAUUGAACAUGCUUAUAUAUUGUCCCAGAUGAGCGCAGCAAGUAUCAAAUAUAUUGCGUAUAAGUGUGGGGCAACCAAUGGCGACGAUUCGGUGAUUAAGAAAAAAUUUUCAAACUGGGUGUCCAAGCUGUUUGACAAACGGAAAAAAGUUUUCGAUUGCCUUAUAACAGGUGACCAGAGUAUAAUCACCAAGUUCGAUUUCGUGCCGUCCCUAAAAAAGUAUUGUUCGAAAAUCACAAUAAAUGAUGACUCGCUGAUCACGAGGGGUGCCGUCUUAUACAGCAAUCACUACGAAAAUAACGGUAAACUGAUCCCGAUCACGGGCGUAGUGUUACGCGACGUCAUGUGUCACAUGGAGUUUAACGACGGCAAACACGUGGCCGUGGCGCACCUGUUACGUCGCAACGAAUUAGCCAGCACAAAUACGUACACAAAAUUUAAGCUGACUGAUGAUAUAAAAUUUCCCAUCCGUUUGCUUAUUACGGAGGGUCCAGAGUGUGUGGUUAAAAGGCAACAAAUUGACCAUUAUCAAACGCGGAUAUCAAUGGAUGUGACUACGGGUGAGACUGAUGUCCAAAAGUAUAACCAAAUCUCAACGAAUAUACGCCGGGAUAUAAUGAACGCGUUUAAUAGGGAGUUCAGUAACAAACAGCCGGUAAACCUAAUCAAAACCUACGGCACAAUAUUAGGUCAAUUGAUGGACAACGAGGACACCAAAUGUAAGGCCAUUAUCAACGAAUUGGUGAACAAAAACUCCAAGAAAUACAAGAAUUUAAUUGAGAAUUGUGUUAAAGAAUUCAACGAUAGUAUGAACGCGGCGAUUGACCAGGAUAUUAAUGCUAAUGGUCUGGAUAAUCACUAUAACAUGCUAUUCACGCGCAUAAACAACGAUACGAUUAACGCGUUCAACGAAAAGUCAAAAUAUUUGUCACAAUUUCAUCGCCAAAAAUACCGGUCAGAGUUGACCACAAAUAUGACUACCUGUGCCGACAAAUACCGGUUCCUUUACGAGUGCAACGAUAAGUACCGCGAGGUUUGCCGCCGAAAAAUAUCUGUCGAUAGCGACUCGUGUCAUGCAAAAAUCGACACCAUUUACCACGAUACACUGGCUAAUUAUAAGGCUAAAGUAUCGAGGCUGUUUACCCUGAGCAACGAUAUUACUCGCGAUAUGCACAUCCAGUUUUGCCAUUCCGUAAAAAAGGGAAUGAGUGGGGGUUUCAUCAAAACGGAUUCGUUACAGAAAACCCUUGAAUACGAAAUGGGCGUAACUAUGGCCGCGCAAAAGUCGCGCAUAACGGCCCUCAAACAGGACUGGGAUGACGGGCUCGUGGAGGCCAUCGUAGAGAAAAAGGCCGUCAAACUGAAAUUCAAAUUGUACACUCAGAUCUAUCAGUAUAAGCUGCAAAACUUUCUAAAAGUAACUGACACAAAUUACCUGGGCAUUUGUUUGGCGCGUGACUUUCUCAUAGGUACCUACUUCAAUGGCAAAGUCCAAUACGUGCCUGAUACUAAUGGCGAAAACUACGUGGAUAACUCUAUUGCUUAUAAAAACAGCUUUAUAUUUGGCGCCGAAGCUCGAGGUUAUUUAGCCGACACGUGCGGCUCAUUCGACAUCAAAGACCUACUGUGGAAGGACUGGGCGGAUGAGGCGGAGCUCAUGCGGUAUCCGUUCAGGGAUUGGCUUAAAAAUCCGCUCCGAUAUAAUCUGAAGCCACAAAUUGACCAAGACACAGUGCACCGUCUUAACGUCGAAACAAUGGUGGCGCUACAGGCGUUGCAUAUUAAACAUUCCGCCGAGACCUUAAUGAAACACGCCGUACGUAUGGCAGUGUUUACGAUACGCACGGAUUAUCGGAUCAGACAGCGGGCUAUACUUAGGGACGUAGCAAAAAUAGCCGGGUUUGAUAAGACGUACCUGAUUACCGAGAUUACUGCCGCAGGGAUAGCCUACAUAAUCGACAACCCUAUGGACAGUAAGGCUAAAGAGAUUAUUAUGGUAUUCGCGUUGGACCAUGAUCAAUGCGCGCACGGUGUUAUAAAGGUAAGUAAUAGUACCAUGGAGUAUCUGUCCUAUGGCAUCCAGUCAGUGGAAAACCUAUUAGAAGUUCGCACACAUGGAACUGGUAGCUCAUAUCCAAUAAUAAGAGACUUUAUCAUCAACCAACUGUCCCUCAGCGACACGUAUUUGUCGAAAAUCCUGGUCGUCGGCCACUCCGCUCGACUACCAGAGUUUCAGCGGCACAUCACCGCCCACUUCGAGCCGCGGUCAGUACUAUACGAUUGCCACCCACGGGAUGUCAUCGCCAGAGGGACGGCAUAUUACGGACAAAUGUUGGAGAAACGGUUGGACGCUAUUGACAUCAGGGAGGUCAUCAAAAUGCCCAUUAAAAUGAUGUUGUACAUGAACAACAAGUCGGAAACGCACGAGCUCAUGGACCAAAAUGUGAGCGUGUUUGAUUAUCGCCAAAAACGGGAGGUGGUCACCAAUGUCAGCGCCGCCAACUUUCCCAUAGAGGUGGCCAUCCUGGAGGCCGGGGAGGAGAUUAAGUCCUAUAGGAUUGAGAGUCCGCCAUUGCCCACCUGGGGGCGACCCAUCGAUAAGUUAGGGGAUACUUUUUUGCCCUGGAACACGUUGCACGUGGGCUACCAUAUGGAUCAGGACACCUUGGAUAUACAUUUUAGCGCCACGUUAAAGGCCCGGUAUGGGAAUGACUACCCGAUUACGCUUAAGGAUAAUAAAUGCCGACUAACUCAGGAAGAUAUCGAGGGUCAACGAAGUAUUUUAAAUGAGCUUGGUAUGUUUAAAACCGCCCCUGUCGAAACCCUUAAUACGGACAGUAAGCCGAUACCCGGCACCAGUACUGGACAGGUGUUACAUCCGGGAAAGUCUGUGCCUAAACCCCCCGUUGAGAUAAAUAGGAGGGCAGCGCCGGUAGAUGAGUUCAGUGCCUUUUGCGCCGGUAUUCGCGAGCGAUUGGACGCUAAUAGUGAUGUCCAUCGGAUUAAAAAGUCAAAACUUUUGGAUAAACUGACGACUUUCAUACCUACCGGACCGCACCUACACGUUAUGGACAGUUAUUACAACUUCGAACAGCGCUGGAAGGAAGUGGAGGCUAAACUCCGCAGCGAAUUGAGCUACGAAAAAGUGAGCAAGCUAAUAGAUGUACCUGGUGAUGACAUACCGGAGCGAUGCCAACUGCGCUGGACGGAUGAGAAAGUGACUGAACUGGAGGCGGAUGUCGAAGGCUUGGCCACCGAUGGCAAGGAGGGGCGGUUGACAAAUAUGAACAGCCGGUGCGAUAAGUUACGGCUCGACUUACAGGCUGUGGGCGAUUUAAAUGAUCCAGAUGAAGUGCCCGAUAGUGACAAGUGUCAGUACGUGCUGAAUAGGCUGGGCCUGGAUGACAUACUGGUUAAAGUGGGGGACAGGCGUGUGGCCCUGGUGUUUGGCGUAAGUAAGCAGGGCGAAGGGAACUCAUUCCUGAUGAACAAGGUUGGCCGCCAUAUUGUUAAUAGCAAAAAAUAUGGCGUCGCUCCCGAUGGGGACGACAUGGAGAUUAUCGCCGACCCCACAGAACCCUUGUUU
Oppiella nova is the source of this 5988-nucleotide messenger RNA. The record is from the annotation of a GenBank genome assembly. Lineage: Eukaryota; Metazoa; Arthropoda; Arachnida; Sarcoptiformes; Oppiidae.